UUGGCCGACCUCUUAAACACCUGGACGAUCAAUCAUUAUAUAUCUAAGGCAAGUCUAUACGAAGUCUAUACGAUUUGGAUUAUUACAUAUAAUUUUAUUAAUUAAAAAUGAAACAUAAGAUUGGUGAAGAUUUUAGCCAUUUUGCGAUUUUAUCAAAGUACGACGUAAAUCGUAUUAAAGAAAUAAACAAUUAAAAAACAUAAUCAAUACCGUAAAAGUGUUAGUUUUUCUUGUCUGGUAAUGAUUUAGCGAUGACGAUGUCUGAUGGAGUAGUCCACCCAUAUUAAUUAAUGAUGAAUUUGAAAGAAAAAAGUCUUCGCAACGUUCAAAACUGUCGUGUGUAAAAGCUGUUGGCUUCAAGCGCGACGUGAUCGAUACGCAAUCGUUCUGCCGAGUAUUUCCGAAGUUAUCCGUAAAGAAACGAAGGUAACCGAAUAUUAACGAAGUUGGUCGAGGUAGUAUAGUGAGCAAACGACGCGUACGGAAGAACGCGGGGUCUUCUCCGGCUUGGAUUGAAACAGCGUUCGCGUCUACGGGCGCGGUUUUGCGUCUCGAGCUGGCGUUUUACAUGGUAAAAUGUCCUCCCUCGAUUAUCUGGACUUGUGUCGAUUAUGUCUCGUGAAGGACCGUGUUUCGGUGCCAAUUUUCGAGGGUGAAGGAGACGUACGACAAAUAUUUCUCAAGAUCGCUGCCUGUCUACCGGUCAAGCUUACAAGAGAAGAUAAGUUACCUAAGAAGAUAUGCGAUGAUUGUGUGUAUAAAGUAGAAUUAUUUUAUCAAUUUUGGAAUACAACAGCAAACGCAGAAAAACAACUUUUGCAAUGGCUAGGAGAAGUCAGUUUAGAAGACAAACAGGGUUAUGUUACCAAUGUUCUCAAUCCGAGUGUAAUGAAACAAGAACAGAGUACAGAGAACAGGUUAGAUGGCAAUGUGAUGCAGCAAGUAGAGGAGCAUCAAAACAAUAUGGGGAUGGGUAUGAUGGAUAACAUGGGUUUGGGUAUUCCCAUGAUAAUAUCCAGUGCUAAUCAACAACAAAUCACCUCAGUUCCUAUGGACACCAGCAGCAAUUCUGUACAAACUAUUCAGGCAGUACCUGGUCCAAGUUCACAAACUACACAUAACCAAAUACCACAGAAUCAAACAAGCUCUACGCAACAAGAAGAUGAAGAGGAAAGUAGUGAAGAUGAAGAAAAUUCUGACGAAGAAUGCGAUGGAGAUGAAGGCCUACCUGUAAAAGAAGAAAGUGAAGAAGAUCCCAGCAAUAGAACCAUAGAGCCUACUACUUUUGUAAAUGUUUCCUUGGCAUGUGAUGAAGCAGGUCCUUCAGGACUGCAGCAACAGAAGAUCUCAGAUAUGCCUGAGAUGCCAAUUCCACAGCCAGCUGAUGGGGAUCCCAAAUCUGGGAUUCUAAACGGGGAUGGACGUUUUAUAUACGGGAAGGAAUCGAUUCCAAUGCAGCCUUGGCAAAUUGUCGACGUAGAAGGUUGCCUCUACUAUGCCUUCCUUCCGACGAAUCAAACGCCAAAGCUCGCUGAACGGGAGAGAACUGUCGCAAAAUCGGCGGACGACAGUCCGAGGAACAGCGAGGGGGAGGAGACUUUCGUGAUCCCGGCCGAGGACGAAACAGGUGACAGCGAUCUGUGCCCAAUUAAAAUAAAGAAAGAGGACAUUGACGACGUGUCAUCGUCGAACGAGGAUAAUUACGACGACGCCAAAGGAUACGCCUGCGAGGAAUGCAACAUCUGUUUCCCGGUGAUGCAGAUGUUGAAACGGCACAGGAACGCGGUCCACGAGCAGGCCCAGCGAUACAAAUGCAAGGUCUGUUUCAAGAUAUGCCGUAGCCUGGUCGCGUUCAAGAUGCACGUGGCCCUGGAGCAUAAAACGGAGGAGGAAGAGGUGAAAGAUUCCGAGAGUCUGACUUAUGCCUGCAACUAUUGCAACUACGAGAGCACGAACAAGUCCACCCUCCAUUCACACAUCAGUAGAAAACACUCGACGAAACGUAUUGGGAGGAGGAAAAGUAGUUACAGGUACACGAGCGAGCCGGAAGAGUACUCGUGUGACGUGUGCGAGUUCAAAUGCCAGAAUCGGCGCAGAUUGAAGGAACACUUGGAACGGAAACACGCGUCCGAGUACAAGUACGACUGCGAGUAUUGCGGGAAGAAGUUCAAGGUGAAGGGGGACAUGAGGCUUCACGUGCGUUUCAAGCACAAGGAGGGGCCUAUCGUGUGCGACGUUUGCGGGAAGACGUGCUCGAACAGCAAUUCCCUGUACGUGCAUCAAAAGUGGGCCCAUUUCAAGCCAAAGUACGAGUGCGAGAUAUGCAAGAGGCGCAUGGUGACCCAGGAGAACCUCGAUCAACACAUCUUAUUGCAACACGAGAGACGGGAGAGCUUCGUAUGCGAGGAGUGUGGAAAAUCGUUCACCGAGAAUCACAGAUUGAAACAGCAUAUGAUGACUCAUACCGGAGACAGACCUUACGAUUGCCACAUAUGCGGCAAAGCUUUCGCGCGUAGAACGGCUUACAGGCAACACUUGCUUAUACACACGGGCAAACGGCCGUAUAUCUGUGAUAUCUGCGGUAAGACGUUCACGCAGAAGCCUGGCCUGAUUUGUCACCGGAAGUCGCACCCCGGAGUCCAUCCUCCCCUACCUGUCGUGCACAUAGAGCACAUCCUUAGCGAUUUCAUGAAGAAAGAGAAUGGACAGAUCCGCUUCAACCCCAUCUCGAGACGGGAUAUAACCGGCAACAUUGAAGAAAUGAAAAGAGAAACGAGAUCAGCCGAGAAGGCCGAGUGCAAAAUUUUACCGACCUGUGACAUCUGUCAAAAACAAUUUAAGAAAAAAUAUUUAUUAAGAAGACACAAGAAGCUUGCUCAUUGUGAAAAUGAGGAUAAGAGAGACGUGUCCUCGAAAGGGAACACCCUCGUGGAACUAGGAUCCCAGAAACAGGAAGCUUUGUCCUGCACCAUUUGUGAGUUUCGUUGCAACAAAAGAUCGACGAUGAUAGCCCAUCUGGCGCAAAAUCACGAGGGUUCCGGUAAAAGUAAAUUCACCUGUAAAAGAAAAUUCACCUGCAUCAUAUGCGGCCUUAUCUGUUCUCGAAAGGAGACUUUAAGAUCUCAUUUCGUGCGGAAGCACACCCAACAUUACGAGUUCUCGUGCGAGCAAUGCGGCAAAGAGUUCAAGAUCAAGGGUGAUCUAACCACCCACAUGAGGCUGAAUCAUCGAGAACCGCCUGUUAUGUGCGACGUUUGCGGGAAAACGUGUCGCAACAGCCACAGUUUGUACACGCAUCAGAAACACGCCCACUACAAAGCGAAAUACGAAUGCCCCGUGUGCCACAGAAGAUUGGUGACCAAAGAGAACCUUGACCAACACGUGUUGACCCAGCAUGAGAAGAAAGAGAAGUCCGUUUGCGAGGAGUGUGGGAAAACGUUCUUCGAGAAUCAUGAUUUCAGGAAACACAUGAGGAUACACACCGGGGACAAACCAUAUAGCUGUUCGGUGUGCGCUAGAGCGUUCACCACGCACAGUAGUUUGAGCCAACAUUUGCUGUUGCACACAGGAGAAAGGAUUUACGUUUGCGACGUGUGCGGCAAGUCGUUCGCCCAAAAGGCCGGCCUCAUAUGUCACAGAAAGAUUCAUUCUGGAACGUUGCCACCCCUUCCUGUGAUGCAUAUCGAUCAUAUCUUGAAAGAAUUCAUGAAGAAGUUCGAGCUCGACACCCUCAACUCGCGCGGUAUCUUUAUCUACGACAAGGAGUCGGUGGUGAUGAAAAAAUGGCAGAUCCUGGAAUUCGAUGGGAAACCGUACUACGCGUUUGUACCUGAAGGCGACACGCCGUUGGCAGAGGAGGAUAUACCCGAGCAAGUGGACGAGGCUGGGAACGAGGAGGAGAAGCAGGAUCUCGUGAAGGUGGAGUGUUUGUACGACGAGGAAGAGUUGCAAUACGAUUCGACCGACGAGAAAUUGUACGAGGAGGAUGAUCUGUUGAACAGAAGCGGGGAGCUCAAGGAGGAGGACGACGUGAAACCGAUAAUAUUAAACGGUGGGAUCGAGGGGGUGGAGAACGAGAAGGCGAUCGGUGAUCUUUAUCAGGUGAAGGUUCAAGGUAGCAUGGUGACGAUAGAGAAGUUGACGUCGAGCGACGUGGAGGAGGCGAAGGAGGUGGUCGAGUAUCAGCAGGAGGAGCAGGAGGAGGAGCAAGAGGCGUACAACGAUCAGGAGCAGGUGUUGGAGCAGGUGGAGCAGGUGGAGCAGGGGGAUCAAGAUCAGAUAGAGCAGAUAGAGUAUUUGGAGGAGGAGAUGUUGGAGUCGGCGAAUAACCACGUGACCCCUACGAAGACGCGCAGGAAGGUGUCCAGGGGGGCGGGCAGCGCCCUCAAGUGCAAAGUGUGCUCGGAGAUGUUCAGCUCGGCGAUCUCGUUCAGGAAACACGUGGCGUGGACUCACAAGAAGAAGGUGUGCAUACAGGAGGAUGGCGCGUACAUAUGCGCUGUGUGCGAUUACAGGACGCUGAAGAAGAGCCUGUUCGCGGCACACUUGGAGAGGAAGCACGAGACGUGGUCGAGGAAGCGGCCCAACAACAUGUUGUUCCCGUGCGCCGCAUGCGGCUUUGUCUGCAGAUCGAAGCACUCGUUGCAGUCGCACUUCAUAAGGAAGCACACCGAUCGUUACGAGCACCAGUGCAAGUUUUGCCCGAAGAAGUUCAAGGUGAAGGGCGACCUGACCAAUCACGUACGGUUUCAUCACAAGGAGAAGCCGAUCAAUUGCGACGUGUGCGGUAAACUGUGCCAGAACAGCGGCUCCCUUUACGUGCACCAGAAAUGGGCGCAUUACAAGCCCAAGUACGAGUGUCACAUAUGCAAGAGGCGUAUGGUGACGCAGGAGAAUCUCGAUCAACAUCUGUUGACGCAACACGAGAAAAGGGAGAAGAUCGUCUGCGCCGAGUGCGGCAAGACGUUCACCAAGAAGGACUCGUUCAAGAGGCACAUGGCGGUGCACACAGGGUGCAAGCCACACUCCUGCCUGAUAUGCAACAAACCGUUCGCGAGGAGGUCUCAGUUGCGUCAACAUUUGCUCAUCCACACAGGGAAGAGGCCGUUCGUCUGCGAUAUAUGCGGCAAGGCGUUCACGCAGAAGCCAGGCCUGAUCUGUCACAGGAAAACGCAUCCCGGCCCUCAUCCACCGUUACCCGUAAUGCCGAUCGCGGACAUCGUGAAAGAGUUCACCGAAGGCUACGUGCAGGAGAUAAACGCGCGCGAGAACGAGGAGAGGAUCGAGGAGGAGGCGUAGAAUCGAUGUUGUUCCGUUUUAUCCGUUUGAUCUUUCUAGACGACUCGAAGGCGACGUUUUUUCCGAUACUUUUUCGAUACUUAAAUUCGAUUUCGAUCGACGAGAGAAAAGAUGCCGCGAGAAGUUUCGUCUUGAUUGUUAAAGGUUGUUUGAAUCUAUAUUCGAGAGCUAUAUCGUCGAGAGAGGAGUUCGACGAGAGAAAAAUUUCGAUUGGUAAAGGGGAGCGCGAUGAUAGAUAGAUAGAUAGAUGGAUAGAUAGAUAGAUAAAUUUUAAUCUAGUGGAGAGUUGUAAGAGUCUUAAGUUGCGUCUGCUCGUCGUUGAAGGAUAGAUUAGAAUAAGAAUAAGUAAUGAAUUAUUAUAAUUAUUGUAAUAUCGUUUUUACGGAAUUUUUGUGUUAUCGCUAACAAUUUGCUAAUUGACUCAAUAAUAAUAUAAGUUAUUAUUCUAGUAUUUCUUAUAAUCGGAGAAAAAUCUUAUUGAAGGAUAUAACUGUUUAACGACAUAACUUAUUAGUUAAUUAAGAAUAACGAUAAAAUUAAACAUAACUUUUUAAUUCCUUAA
Apis laboriosa (Himalayan honeybee) is the source of this 5860-nucleotide messenger RNA. RefSeq lists its product as uncharacterized. Gene Ontology annotation, cellular component: nucleus. Gene Ontology annotation, molecular function: zinc ion binding; RNA polymerase II cis-regulatory region sequence-specific DNA binding; DNA-binding transcription factor activity. NCBI's taxonomy places the organism in Eukaryota, Metazoa, Arthropoda, Insecta, Hymenoptera, Apidae. The record is from RefSeq and is a predicted model, not a curated record. The transcript is spliced from 7 exons. Gene Ontology annotation, biological process: regulation of transcription by RNA polymerase II. The coding region runs from base 577 to 5298 and encodes 1573 amino acids.